Molecule: messenger RNA, 771 nt
Organism: Cyphomyrmex costatus
Lineage: Eukaryota; Metazoa; Arthropoda; Insecta; Hymenoptera; Formicidae
Product: chymotrypsin-2-like
Exons: 4
Coding region: 1-771 (256 amino acids)
Biological process (GO): proteolysis
Molecular function (GO): serine-type endopeptidase activity
Source: RefSeq, a predicted model, not a curated record
AUGACGAUGGAUCUCACUGCCAUAUGCUUGGUAAUUUUAGUAUUGGACGUUAGUUAUGGGAUUCGGGCACUUCGUAUACGACGUUUGGUUGGUGGACAGUCUGCUAUCGAAUCUGAGUUUCCUUAUCAGGUGUCUUUACGAAGCUACAACUUGCAUAUCUGCAGUGGUGCGCUUAUUAGCAAAAGGCAUGUCCUGAGUGCAGCGCAUUGUAUAUGUGGCUUAAUAGAUGAACCAUCUGAAGAACUCAGUGCUCACACUGGGAGCAUCAACUUAAAAGAGGGUGAAAAACACGCUGUCAAAGAUGUCAAAUGUCAUCCUAAUUAUGUAUAUGGCCCUGAGAAAUCUUGGAUAGCUGAUCUAGUUGUAAUCACGCUUGCUAAAGAAAUUCGUAUAUCAUCCUCUCAAUGGCCAAUUGCUUUAGCAACAUACGAUGUACCUGUUGGACAACAUGCCAUUAUCAGUGGAUGGGGUCGUGUUCGUCCGUUUAGUUGGUUGUCUCGCGACUUACAAAAACUUUCGGUGCCAAUUAUUGACAAUAAUGCAUGUCAGACCUAUUAUAAAAACACUACUAUUCUUAGCUCCCAAAUUUGUACAUUCGAAAAGAAAGGUAUCGGCGCUUGUAAGGGCGAUAGUGGCAGUCCUUUAGUACAUAAUGGUGUACUAAUAGGUAUAUUUUCAUGGACAAAACCUUGUGCACUUGGUUUUCCUGAUGUUUUUUCCAGAGUGAGUUACUUUACGGAUUUUAUCAAACAAGUAAUGCAAGAUAAUUAG